GACUGGAGAGGGAGAGAGCAAGAGAAAGAGAAAGGAGGGAAACAUCAUUUUUUGGGACAUUUGGGUAUGGUCGGCCAGUUCCUCUGAAUUCAGAGAGGGAUUCUGUGUUUUUAGAUCAUGAACAGGGUUUAGACACAACACCACUGUUGCUUCCCCAGCCCUCACCUUCACCAUCCCCCAGUGCUGCACCUAGAAUGGGCACCAGUGUUGUGGGUAGGAAUAGAGCUGGGUCAAAGGUUGGCCUUGAAAAUGUAGGUGGUGGGAUGGUUUCCAAGUUUGAUAAUGGGAGUAUUGGUUUGGUGUUAGUUGACAGCAAAUCUGGAUGUGGGCCAAGGUUAGUAAGUGAGGUUGAUGCUGGGAUCCAUCAUCACAGGUGUGAAAGCAGGGACAAAUAUGAUAAAGGAUCAAGGGCUAGCAUUAAAAAUGGUUCUGAAAUAAGAAUGGGUCCCCAGGUGAAAACAAGACCAGGAGGACGGGAUUUUGAAGGAAAAGUGCAAUCUGGGGUAGCAAUAGAAAAUAUGGGUCUAUCUGUAAAGGAGGGACACAGGGGAGCAACAACUGGAGAAAAAAAUGGAAGGGUUUUGGCAAAAUCAGAAUAUAGUGCUGAGGCUACACCUUCAAUUCUAAGUGAUACCGAGAACAGGGAUGGGCCAAGAAAUGAACCUGAGAUUGGAGCUGAAUCUGAUCAAGAAAUAAAGCCAGAGUUUCAGGCAGGCAAUCAGGCUAAAGUUAGUUCAAAACAGGUGGAGAAUGUGAUUGUAAAAGAAGCUGGAAUUGGUCCUAAAGUUAACAAUGAAGUUUAUUCAGCUGAGUACAGAGUAGAUGCCAAACUUAACAAAGAAGUUAAGAUGACAGCUGAGCCUGACACAGUGCAAGAGGCAGUGGUUUUAGAUGAGAUCGGGUCCAAUAAUGUUGAGUCUGCAAUUGUCAGUGAAGUUCUGGACAGCACUGAGACUACAGAUAAAGCUGUUACUGGACAUAAGAAUGAAACUGCCCCAACCUAUCAGUCUGAUAAAAAGCCCUUGGACAUUGAUAAAAGUGAAACUAGCCAUAAAAAGAAAGGCUCCAGGUCGCAGAAGUCCAAAUCUUCCAAGUCUAGUUCCAGGACACGACCUGGCACAGCCACAGGGCUGCGACCAGGCAUGGUCAGCCCACACAUAAGCAGAGGGCUUGGAGACCUUGAGUCACCAGCCCCCUCUGACGGCAUCGAAUCCACUUGGCCUCGCCGUAUCAUUGUUAGAAAGAGGACUGUAAGGCAAGGUGGGGCACUCCACAACCUCCCUAUUCUCCCCCCACUCCCUUCUGUCCUCUCAGCUUUAGAGAAAAGAAGACCACAAGCCCUUCUGCAACUGCGUUCAGAGAACCUUCCAACAAGCAUAAUAAAUUUUGUGGGGCGAUGCUCACUUAAAGAACCGUCCAAUUUAGAAUCAGCACAGGUGGCCAGUUUGGUGGGCAGGGCCUCCUUGAAGGAGCAGAACUUAGAGCACUGGAGGGUCUGCAGAGAGUUGGAUGAGCACAGGACAUUGGGAAGCAAGGAGAAAGAUGCAGAGAUAAGUAAGAAGAUGAAAAGGGAGGAGAGGACUGCUACGGAAGAGGAGGGGAGAGACGAGAGAGACAAAAGGACCAAAGUGGGUGAGGAGAAAGAGAAUGUUACUGUCUUUGAGGGACUUGUAGAGGAAACCAAGCAAGAAAUGAGACUGGAUGAACAUGAAGUCCAAGCUAAUGCAAACAAAUCUACAAAAGUGGAGAAUGAUGCUGAAACAAUGUCUGACAAGUUGGUGGGUAUAAAAGAUGGGAUAAAAGAGCGACAUGGACAAGAGCUGGAGGUGGUUAAAUUACAAAAGGAAGAAAGUGAAGUGGAGGGAGGAGAGACACUAGGAGAUCAACGGGGCCCAGAGAGUUGGGAUGCUGUCCUUGACAUGGUUAACACAUUGUGGGAUGAUGGCUGGGAGAAAGGGGGCAAAGGAGGAGAAGGUGAUACAGAUUCCUUCUCUGGCUCUCUGCAGCGUUGGCCUCUUCUUCGGCCACCAGUUGGCUUUGGAGGAUCACACCCGCCCUCCUCAGCUGCCUCAGAGCUCAGCCUUACAGAAUUAGAAAGGAGAGCAAGGGAGCUGGACUCUGACCUGGAGCACUUAGACCUAUCUCAGCCCCAGAGAGACAAACGUGAUUUAAACAACACACUGCUGGAGCCACAGAGGCAGCGAGCUGACAUGUAUCAAACACACCCUGGGCCUCAGAGAGAGAAGGUUGCAUUAUUGACAGGAGUGGGGAGUCGAUCUCAGGUCACUCUGGAGCUCACUUCUAUGGCUUCACCAGCCUCAGACACAGACAGACCUGUUGACUGGACAAGCCAAGGCACUGGGACGUCCACUGCUGGCACAAGCUCGACUAAGGAGGACAGCUCUCCAGACUCCAAUAUAACACUGGAGUCCGACUCCAGUGGUGUCUUUCUCUCCUUAUCCAAUCAGAGUCAGGAGGACGGAGGCUCCGACAGCGACCAGCCAGUCAGUGGCUCGGACUUAGGCAGCAGCACGUCACUGGAGAAAGACGCAGAAGAUGGAGGCUUAAAGGAAUGGGGAAGGGAGGAGAGUGCAGAGCUACAGUGGUGCUACCCGUCACUCCUCGAGACGUCACAUGACGACUCGGGAUUUAGUAAAACAGAGCCAACACAGUGUGGAGAGGGCGAUGAACAGAGCAUGAGAGAAAGUGAGAGACAAAGUAAAGAAAUACCACCCAGGAAAAAAGUGACCCUAAGGGGGAUUGAGUCCCCUCUUGCUCUGUCUCCCUCCAAACAAGCAGUCCGACACUUUUUAGAUCCUAAUCAGAAACCAAUCAGAAGCUCUGGACUGGACUGUGGUGACAUAGAUCCCUUUGUCCAAUCGGACAGCUUUGUUUACCUCGCUGUUUCUGCAAGACGCGCCUCCCAAGGUGAAGUCACCGCCUUGACAGAAGUUACCACCCUUGAUACAAAACAAGAUUUGAUACAAACAAGACUUGACAAUAUGAUGCCACAUUUCGGCAGCAUGACAACACACUUAGACUGGUCAAAUCCUGAACAGGCUGCCAAGCUGACUCACCUUGGCCCACAAAAGCCAGAGGAAGGUGAUUUUCUGUGCACGGACAGCUUUGUCUAUCUGGCUGCUCCAGCCUGUCUCCUGCUGGGGCCUCCAGGAUCCACAGCUUACAGUGGCAGGGAUUCGGACUCAGAAAGUUCAGGUUCUGGCCCUGUUGAUGUAUCGGUGCUGGGUUGUGAUUCAGUGGCAGGAGACAGUGACUGGGACUCUGACCUGUCUGACUCAGAUCCCAGUCGCUCCUCCAGAAACUGCGCUGCUGGAAACAAAUCUGCCGGAGUGUCACGACCCAAGCGGCUGCCGAAUGAACCCGACUGGGACUUGUUCGGAGAAGCGACUGAGCCUGAAGUGCUGACUGAGCUCUUCACAGAGCAGGACAGAAACAACAAUGGCAAAGCAAGAACAGUUACCGGGGUAACCACCUGCAUGCAAGGGACUCCAGGCAUCCCCAUGGCAACUCAGCCUGUCACUCCGCCAGUGAAUCCCUCAACAACAAUAGAGCAGUCGUCCACGACGAAGAAAGUGACGUGGCAGUUCAAACCCACCCAGAGGUCCGUCUGCACAGGAAGCAGGAAGGAGAAAGAGAAGGAUGUGACAUCAUCAACGUCAUUUGUAAGGUUUACGGAAAUGGACGGAGGUGAGACGCAUAGACCUCCCCCUUCAUCUUCAUCGUCAUCGUCAUCUUCACCGUCAUCGUCGUCCUCAGGUUGACAUGUGAAGAACCUUGUGCUGUUGUAAUGUUUGGGAAAAGCUUUCAUUGCCUGAAGCUGAUUGUGUCGCUGAAAGGUUUUGUUUUGUAGAAACUGCUUCAACAGUUACAGCUUUUUCCUUGUUGUUUUUUGCCUGUGAAUUUUGAAUUUAGCUGCUGCCUUUGCCUUCUUAUAUAUAUAUAUAUAUGUAUAUAUAUACAUAUAUAUGUAUAUAUAUACAUAUAUAUAUAUGUAUAAAAAAAGACUUGCUAAUUGUGGCAUUUAUUUUGUAGAUUAGCCUAAAUAUAAAGUAUAUAACCAGUUUUACUUUGGGACAGUGUGAGACUUAUGUUCAAAUACAAACGCUGAGAGAGAAGGAAGGUGAAAUUUGCACUAAUGAGGUUUAUCAACAGUGCAUAUUUGAAACAGGGUCAAAUUUAUGAGUUACAAACACAUAUUCUAUCUAAAUAAUAUAUAUAUUAAGAGUUAAAGAGAUUUCUUUUUAUAGAUAUAGUAAAUUUACUGUACAGGAUAUACACAAAUAUAAAGACAACUCCUUUAAACUGAUUAGUUUUAUUCACUUGCGUUUAAAUACAUAAUUCAGACUCAGUAAGACUGAGUGAAUGUGUUAUGAUUAAAGCUGAAGGAUGAAUUUCUGACAUUUUAUCAACACCCCUCCCAUAUUAUACUAUAUGACGACUUUAAUACCUGAUCUUACCGCUUCAUGUAUGUAAUUUAAAAACUGACUUGACUGUGAAUAAUGUAUUUUAUAACCAGAGGUUUUAAUAGUGCGUUGAUAAUAUAUUUUGAACACUGAAUGUGCAAACAUGAACAAAUAAUGGAAGGGUUUUCGGUGGUCACAUUUUAUUUAAAUCCUUUAUUUAUUAAUUACAUGUGAAAUUGUGAAUGUAAAGAUGAAGCAAUAUGCUUACGGACUGUUUGGUGCGAAUAGUAGUGUUUAAGAUUCUUUUUAUUUGUACAGUUUUAAAUACCAACUUGUUUAGAGGCUCCAUGUGCAAUGUUUUCAACGUGUCGUGAGGCAGGUUGAUAUGUUUGCUAUUAACAAUGAGGCCGUCGCUGAGAUGACUCACCGCUCACAGCCUGGUCUCUCCUCACUGCUGUGUCAUAUUUGGCUCAUCUUUGGAGGACAAACAUGUUUGUUUUGGGUGUUUUUUUUUUUGUUUUUUUUUAAUUAUUAUUUCUCUCCGAUUGUCACUGAAAGAACCUCUAACAGCUUGAGCUUUGUCUGUGCUGAAAGUAAAGUGGAAGAUUUCCGUUCAAAUGCAAGUGGGUGGCGCACAAUGUAAAAGCUUUGGCGUCUGCAGAGUGGUAGAGCUGUCCGUCAUCGCAGCAGUGGUCCUAAUGUCUCACAGAUGAACGUGUUAAUCAUGACCUGAUGUUACAAAUGACACAUGUGCCACCUUUGAAAUCACACUGGUAAAGGAGAGGUGGAAGGUUUACAGAGUCAUUCAUGUAAUAAUAAUUACAAUAAUUCCUGUUCCCGUUGAAUUUCCACUUGAACCGGAGAUUGAUGGGUGUUAUUUUUCUUGCAGUCUGUGCGGCUUUAAACUCUCCACCUGUCCUUACACACGAUGACAAUGCUUUGUGUAAACCAGCAGGAUUUGGUAGAUCCCUGAAUCGCCUGGCAGGUUCAGUGAUGGGUUUAUUUCUGGCGCUGAUGUACUUGCACGUCCUGGGAGGAAUUAAGUGCUUCAUGAGCAUCCACCAUUUUAAAGGUGCAGCUCUUGUUUUUUUUGGGGGGCCUGUCCUUGUGUCUUUCAAGGUCAGUGCUAUUCAUAGCUGAUCUAAUGACCUAAUGUAGGUUUAAAAUGACCACAGCGUCUGGCUGCUGGUGACUUUUCCUAACCAUGUCAGUGUGUAUUAUUAAACGGCAACAACACACGCUCUCAUUUCAGUGAGGUUGGCCUUCUGUUUCUAAAGCCUGUGCCACACUAGAGGAUUUUCAAAUCAGACAAAUCAUUUAUAAACGUGGGCGACCACAGACACAACAACCUUUGUAACCGAUGUUCAAUGUUUUAGUCCCGAGAAAGCAGACUAGACGAUCCAGUCAACACGCGGGACCACACACUCUGCGUUCAAUCAAAACGAUUUCAGGGAGGAGAUUCCAUCCAGGCAUUUGAGGUUAACUCACGUAACUUAACGUGACUUGAGAAUGUAAACCGUCGUCAGUUAGUACGCCGUUCAGUUGCGAUACGUCUUGCCAUAAAUCAACAAGUUUGUCCUCCUUCUCUACCGUCCGCCGAGCUUAGGAGACGGUCUUCACGUUCAUCCUCGUGGCACUGUGGGCCGCCACGUUUUUGGUUUAUUUUAAACAAAAGUAUGCAACAUCCUGGUCCGCUCACUCUCAAUGGUUAUUGCCGGAUGUUGUUCAGUCGUAAAUAUCAAACCUGUUUAAUACUUGUGAUUUGAAACCGGGAAGAUUUUUGAUGCUUCCGAUGACGUUCAAAUGUCAGACCCUCGCGCUACAGGAUCAUUCGGUCGGAUCAUCGGUUCAAACCACAAUCAAAUUGGAAUUGUUCAGUUUAAAGUGACACAGUGUAGGAUUUCAAUUUAUAUUGAUGGUACAUCAACUCACCACGCGGUGAAUGUCACCUCCGUCAAAGCCUGAGCAGGAACAAACCACCUUACAUACAUGUAAGGUGCUGAAGAGCUGCUUUUAAACCGCUCUAAACUUACACACACACAAGCCUUAGUACCUGCAAACAGUUCUACAUAAAAACCAAAAAUGGUGCAGUUCAAACUCCCUCCAACUCUACAGUUACAUCUUAAUAACUGUCGCUAAAAUUGUUUUAGCGACAGACGUUGCACACUGGAGCCUUAAGCAGUUGUGUUGGACUUUUCUGAAUGUCGUUGUGUUUCCUGGCUAAUAUUAGUGAACCUGCUCAGAAUAUACAACACCAGUCUCUUUAUCACUAAACACGGCAAAGGAUAAUCAUACCAUUGCCUGACAAAAUGUUACAUGUUAUAACAAUUAAAAAACAACAACUGUUCACAAUCUAUACACGCACACCACAACAGCCAGGGUUGCUAUUAACAGUCCAUGGUACAUUCACAUCGAUGCAGAGUCAACCCCUACAUUUAAAUAGAUCUCAUAGAUUAGAUUAGAUUAUCAUACACCUAAUUAUAAAAAUUUUCAAAAUCCUUAAGGAGACAAGGAGAUGUCACUGUUUGCCUUAAAGAGGCAGUGAACACAGUCUGCAGUCUUUGUAAGUUCCUCUUAGCUUGGACAUAUAAUUCACUUCCACUUGCAUUUAAUGUAUAUAUGUACAAGCAAUAUAAAUAUAAAUAUAAAUGGAGAGGG
Solea senegalensis (Senegalese sole) is the source of this 7082-nucleotide messenger RNA. RefSeq lists its product as uncharacterized. Lineage: Eukaryota; Metazoa; Chordata; Actinopteri; Pleuronectiformes; Soleidae. The transcript has 4 exons. The coding region runs from base 195 to 3782 and encodes 1195 amino acids. The record is from RefSeq and is a predicted model, not a curated record.